AUCACGACAUACUUUUUCUUGGCCCCUAACAACACCAUCCCCCUUGGCCCUUUUCGGCCCUUUGACUACUAAUGAUAAGAGAUGGUGAUGUUAAUUAUUAAUAUCAAUAAUAAUAAUAAGAAAAAGAUAAAAGAAUCACAUAUAUGCAGCCGAAUACAACCAAUACCAAUACCCUCUUAAGAAUAAGAGAAUUAUUAUAUAUCUGGCGAGCGGGUUUUGGCUUUAUCAUCUUGAUAUCCUCGUUAUCUUUAUCUGCGAUUGCCAUUGUCAAUGCUAAUGGGCGCGCGCUCUAAUUCAAUUGUGCGCGUACCUGCAGCAUAUAAUUAUAAUGUCAAAUCCUUAGUUGUUUGGAUAUUAUUACUUUCAUGUGCAAGCAUGUCAAUGUCAUAUUCAGAUGUUGAGGCGUUGUUGAAGUUCAAGGAUUCAUUAACAAAUGUGGUGGCCCUGAGUAAUUGGAAUCCAUCCAUAAACUCAAAACCACCUUGCUCUGGAAACAUUCCUAAUUGGGCGGGCUUGCUUUGCUUGAAUGACAGGGUGUGGGGGUUACGCCUUGAGAGCAUGGGGUUAACCGGAAAUAUCGAUCUGGGAUCUCUUGCUUCAAUGCCGGCAUUGCGGACACUUAGCCUAAUGAACAAUACCUUUGUGGGUUCCUUACCCAACAUCAAUAUGUUGCCCAGUUUGAGGGCCCUCUACUUGUCCUAUAAUCAUUUCUCGGGGCAGAUACCCGACGAUGCAUUUGUAGGUAUGCGCAGGUUGAGGAAAGCGUAUUUGGCCAAUAACGAGUUCACCGGUAAAAUUCCUUCCUCUCUUGCUACCUUGCCUACUCUCCUCGUCCUCAGGCUUGACGCAAACAAGUUUGAAGGUCAAAUCCCCGAUUUUCAACAGAAGAAUAACAAUAAUAAUAAAUUGAAGAUAAUAAACUUGUCUAACAAUGAUUUAGAGGGUCCCAUCCCGCUCAAUCUAAGAACCUUCGGUGCCUCUUCUUUUAGCGGAAAUGUGCGUCUAUGCGGGCCGCCUUUAACGAAUAAGUGUCAAUUAGGUGGGGAGAGUAAAAUGCUCGUCAUGAAAAUUUUACUUACUGUGAUCAUGAUAGCAUUUAUACUAGCCAUUGUGAUUUCAAUAUUGGUCAUCUCCCGCUUGAGGUCUCAAAAGCAGCUAGAUAAAGUCUCUUCUGCAACCUCAACAACGUUCCAUGUGCAGACCUCCAAUAAAUAUGUUAAUCCACCUGUUUAUGUGAAAACCAAAAGCCUCGCUGAACACUAUGAUCCUCGAAGUCCUAAGCAGGAUCGUCAUCAUUCCAAGAGAGGAGAACAAGGAAAACUUAUAUUCCUCAGACAGGAUGGGCUCAAGUUUGAUUUACAGGAUUUGCUAACGGCGUCUGCUGAAAUUCUAGGUAGUGCCUCAUUUGGGUCUUCCUACAAGGCUGUGAUUUUGGAUGGUCGGGCUGUGGUUGUCAAGAGGUACAAGCAGAUGAACAAUGUGCCAAGAGAAGAGUUCCAUGAGCACAUGAGAAGGAUGGGAAACCUCGACCAUCCCAAUGUUCUACCUCUCCUCUCCUAUUAUUAUAGAAGAGAAGAGAAGCUUUUGAUAUCUGCCUUUGUUCACAAUGGUUGCUUGGCCAGUCAUCUUCAUGGUAACCACAACUAUCAGAAGCCAGGACUUGAUUGGCCAACCCGUUUGAAAAUUGUGAAAGGUGUAGCUAGGGGUUUGGCUUAUCUAUACAGUGCACUCCCUAAUGUGAUUGUGCCUCAUGGUCAUCUUAAAUCUUCCAAUGUGCUUUUAGAUGAAUCCUUUGAGCCCCUACUAACUGAUUAUGCCCUCAGUCCUUUGAUCAAUCUUGACCAUGCCCAAAAAAUCAUCAUGCCUUACAAAUCCCCUGAGUAUGCUCAACUUGGCCGCAUUACAAAGAAAACCGAUGUCUGGAGUUUUGGGAUUCUAAUAUUGGAGAUCCUAACGGGUAAAUUCCCAGAGAACUAUAUCACAAAUAGACAUAAUAGUGAUUCUGAUGUAGCUAGUUGGGUAAAUGCAAUGAUUACCGAGAAGCGCACAAGUGAUGUAUUUGACAUAGAGAUGGGAGGAGUAGGAAGUAGUAAGGCUGAAUUGCUCAAACUCUUAAAGAUUGGCCUCAGUUGUUGUGAGGAGAAUGUGGAAAGAAGGUUGGACAUCAAAGAGGCUCUCGAGCAGAUUGAAGACUUGAAAGAGGGUGUAAUUGAUACUGUACUUGGAGAAUACUCUGCGUCUCUUAUCACCCCCGAAAGGGAUGCUUAUAGAGCUGUGUGAUCAAUAAUUGUUUCAUUUUAAUUGGAAGAUUUCCCCUUUAAGAUCAAUAUACGCAAUUAAAUUUGAAUCAAUUCUUUCAAUUA
Cicer arietinum (chickpea) is the source of this 2363-nucleotide messenger RNA. Its product is annotated as pollen receptor-like kinase 4. Gene Ontology annotation, biological process: protein phosphorylation. Gene Ontology annotation, molecular function: ATP binding; protein kinase activity; protein binding. NCBI's taxonomy places the organism in Eukaryota, Viridiplantae, Streptophyta, Magnoliopsida, Fabales, Fabaceae. The record is from RefSeq and is a predicted model, not a curated record.